Molecule: messenger RNA, 4131 nt
Organism: Paramacrobiotus metropolitanus
Lineage: Eukaryota; Metazoa; Tardigrada; Eutardigrada; Parachela; Macrobiotidae
Product: putative ATP-dependent RNA helicase Pl10
Exons: 15
Coding region: 247-2712 (821 amino acids)
Biological process (GO): cell differentiation; gamete generation
Cellular component (GO): P granule; nucleus
Molecular function (GO): RNA helicase activity; RNA binding; ATP binding
Source: RefSeq, a predicted model, not a curated record
CAGCACGGCAGCAGACUGAGAAAUUCUGCAACAUUUGCGAUGAUCAGCGCAGUUUUCUAGUCGAUCCACGGAGAAACGGUCUAUUUCCUUGUUUCCUUGGUUCUCUUCGGGAUUUGUCCAUUAUUAUUCCAUUUAUUAACCCAGAUACUCUCUUUAAUCCUAGAGCUUGAGCGUCGUUCAGUCGAAGACCUUGACACGAGUUUCCCGCAUCUCAGUCAUUUUUAAAUCUCCUUUUCGGUGUGUGCUAUGAGUAAUUGGCGUCGCGAUCCCAAUGCAUCGGGUGCUUCCGCGUUCCCCGCUGAAGCCACGUCCGAUGCCUCCGCCACGGUAUCGCCGGCCGCUCUGACGGCCGCCCAACAGCAGCAGCAGUCGCUCCUCCAUCAGCAGCAGCAGCAGUACCUGCAGCAGGCCGCCGCGGGGGUGGUGGACGGGGCCAAUAAGUAUGUGCCGCCGCACAUGCGCCAGAUGCAGCAGAUGCCCCUGCAGCAGGCUCCCGGGGCCUUCCCGCCCCUCGGGGGCUAUGCCGCCGACGGGUAUGGGGCGGCGCAGGCCGUCAACGGUGCCAUGAUGCCGGGGAUGGUGCAGGGCGCCGCGCCGGGGAUGAUGUUCUAUCCCGGGAUGCAGAACGCCUAUCUGGCGCAGGGCGCGGCCACCGCGCAGCAGCCGUACACCGCGUACAGCCAGCCCUCCCAGGCGCAAAUGUACCAGCAGGCGCAGCGUCCCGGCGGCGCCGCGGAUGCCCAGCAACAGCAGCAGCGCCAUUUCAACAACGCCGCCGCCGCGGGCUACACGACCGCCACCAGCACCGACGUCCGGGUGGCGGGCGGCGGAUACGGCCAGCAGCAGCAGAUGCAACAGCAGCCGUAUAACAACAACAUGGCCUUCGGGCAGCGCGGCAUGCAGCAUUCGGGCAGCACCGGCAGUUUCAACAACUUUGGCAACCGGAACAACUAUCAGAAUAAUAACUACGGCCGGAAUGAUGGGUACGGGGACCGGGGCGGCGGCUACGGCGGGAAUAAUCAGCGGUACGGGCGCAAUGCGCAGGAUUUCACGCCGGAAGAGUGGAAUUCGGCGCUGCCGCGCGAUCCCGGUCUGGAAGGGACUUUGUUCCAGAAAGUCAAUACGGGCAUCAACUUCGACAAGUAUGAGGAUAUUGAAGUGGAAGUCAGUGGGCGGGAUGCACCGGCACCCAUUCAAUCGAGCUUUAACGAUGUCAGUCUGCAUGCCAUUAUCCGGCAGAAUGUGGAGUUGGCCGAUUACAGUCGACCGACCCCGGUGCAGCGUUAUGCGAUCCCCAUUGUGUUGAACGGUCGCGAUCUGAUGGCCUGCGCUCAAACAGGUUCGGGCAAAACGGCGGCGUUUUUGGUCCCGAUCCUAUCGCAGAUGUUGACCGGUGGCCCGCCACAAAUCCACAUGACGCAGCAGCGCCGGCGUGUGCAGUAUCCGUUGGCGGUGAUUCUGGCGCCCACCCGCGAACUGGCCAUCCAGAUCUACGAUGAAUCGCAGAAGUUCGCCUAUCGCACGCGCAUCCGUUCGGUGGUGGUGUACGGUGGCGCGGAUAUUGGACAGCAGAUUCGGGAUCUGGAGAAGGGCUGCCACAUGAUCGUGGCCACGCCGGGCCGUCUGAAGGACAUGGUGGAGCGCGGCAAGGUCUCCCUGGACUAUGUGCGCUACCUGGUGCUGGACGAGGCCGAUCGCAUGCUGGAUAUGGGCUUUGAGCCGCAGAUCCGCAAUCUGGUGCAGGAGAACGGCAUGCCGCAGCCGCCCCACCGGCAGACCCUCAUGUUCUCCGCCACCUUCCCCAAGGAGAUCCAGAUCCUGGCCAAGGACUUCCUGUACGACUACGUCUUUCUGGCUGUCGGCAAGGUGGGCUCCACCAGCGAGAACAUCACGCAGUCGGUGCUGUGGGUGGCCGAUGAGCAGAAGCUGGAUUAUUUGCUGGAUGUCCUGCAUACUAAUCUGAAUAGCGAUAAGGAGGGCCUGAUCCUGGUGUUUGUGGAGACGCGGAAGGGCGCGGAUAUUCUCAACUACAAUCUGCAGCGCAACAGCUUCGCCGCCACCUGCAUCCAUGGCGACCGGAAUCAGCGCGACCGCGAGGACGCCCUGGCCUCCUUCCGCUCCGGGGAGACGCCCGUGUUGGUGGCCACCGCGGUGGCAGCGCGUGGUCUGGAUAUUCCCCAUGUGAAGCUGGUCAUCAACUAUGAUCUGCCGACGGACAUUGCCGAGUACGUCCACCGUAUCGGCCGUACCGGGCGCGUGGGCAAUCUGGGUCAGGCUAUGUCUUUCUUCAACGAUAAGAACAAGAAUCUGGCCAAGGAUCUGCUGAACAUCCUGCAGGAGAGCAAUCAGACGGUGCCGGAUUUUAUCAUGUCCUGCGCCCGGGAAUAUCUCGGCGCCAAGGUCACGUAUCAGCGCCAGGGAUCCUACGGGAAUCGCGGUCGUGGACGCGGUUUCACCAAUUUCGGGGACGUGAUUACCGGAGCUUCGACAACAGCGGCCAGCAGCGGAAUUUUAACGCCGCCGGCGCGGGCGGGAGCGGCGGCGGCAGCGCCGGCUUCAAUCGCGGGAAUAAUAACGCGGGCGGCAGUUACAAUAACAGCGGCGGCUACGGGCGCCAGUCGGCCGACAACGGGUCCUCGGGAGCACGUGGCGGCUCUAACGACUGGUGGGGAUGAAAACCACCAUGCUGGACGGGAGGGGAGCGCUGUUUAACCGUAUUUCGUGGGGAAUUUGUGAAAAAUCCAACGCCUUGUGUUUUCGGAAAAAAUCACACUGACGCGCCAAAUGUGGACGACACACACGCUGAUCGAAUUAUAUUCCGUUUUUGUUUCAUUUUUAACGCGGGAUCACCAUGGUGGACCGGCAGCUCAUGAUUGUGUGCCGGACUGUGUUGUUUUUCUUCUGUUCUCUGUUUCUCUCUCCUGGAUAGUAUCGGUGUUUCCCCAUUUUUGGAACUCUCUUCUCUUCCGUUUUCCUCGUACUACUUUUGUUGUUGAUUUCCGUUGCUCCUGUUUAUCUCUCGUGUGGCGGAUGGAGUGGAUUUGUUGGGGAUGAGUGGCGGACGAUGGGGAUUAUUCGCUGGAUAUUGGUUCAUUUUUUAUUUAUCUUCGCGUUGGGAAUUAACGAUCAUCAUCGGGGGUUUUCUUUCGGGGGGAGUGACAGUGUGCGCGUCCCUUGUACCAUGCGGUUUUUUUUUGUAAGAAGGAUGGAUGGAUUUUCUGCGGUUGUGUUAUGGUUUCGCCGAUUCAUUUGUUUAUUGCGCUGCGCCGGGAUCGCAGUCUAAUCAGCAGCAGCGGCGCUGUGAUUCCGGUGUGUGUUUUUCUCUUGUUGGGGCCAAAAAACGUUGCGUGACGCUGAUGUAUGGGAUGAUUCUGUACCGGUUGUCGCAACCGGUCCGGAAUGGCGCUGUUUUCUUUUUGUAUCUCCUUUUCGUGCACACCAAAGCACGCCUGGCCUCGGCGUUGGAAAGAGACUCAACGGGAUGAUUUAUUUAAUUCAUUUAUUAUGUUUCUCCGCGUGGAGCGAGCGAAAUCCGUCCGUCUUUCUGAUUUUGUGUGCUUUUUUUGCUGUGUAAGCAAGAAAACCUUGGGGAAUCCGCUGGUUUCGGAAAGAUGUCAAUGGAGCUCUUCUUGUGUUUCCGUGGUGGGCGGAUGGGGGGAGAGUUGCGUUUAUCAUCUUCCCGGAUAAUGAUGAGGGACGCGUGGAUUGUGUUGUGUGUUGUUUCCUCCGCUCUUGUGUUUUUGUAUUCGGGAUUAAUCAUUUGCCUCCUCGUUUGAAAGUGGUCCGCGGAUUGUGUCGGAGGAAGUACGGCGUUAAAGUGUUCCUUGUGUUGUAUUAAUCUGGGCGAUGAUUCCUGGAUUCGCGGGCGAUUUUUCUGCGGGGCGGAUCUAUGUGCGUAACGGUUGAUGGGAAUCGUGGCAGUGGUUUCCGUGAUAAUUGGGAAAUAUGUUGAUUAUUUUUUUCUCUCUUUAUUUCUAAUAAGUAACCGGACAAUAUAUAUUGGAAUAAUAAUCGUUUAUGAUGAUUUCUCUCGGUUGGUUGUGUCGUUUUGCGGUGUGUUGUGGCGCGCGAAGAUGCGAAAAUUCGGAUGGGACACGAUGACGGGUUGAAUAAAGUGUGAGAGGCGUUGAA